GAUGGUCUCUUUACCUUUCACCCACCAUUUUAUCAAUAUUUCUUUUUUUGCAUCCAAACACACCGCUUUUCUCUCUCCUCUGAAGCAAAAACCAGAUCCGUUCCCCUCUCCGCCGUAAGCACCGCCAUGAGGAAACACCACGACCACCACCCGCCGUCAGGUCGCACGAACUUGGCGUCCUGUAUAGUCGCCACGAUCUUCUUAAUCUUUGUCAUCAUCGUCGUCCUCAUCGUCUUUUUCACCGUCUUUAAGCCUCAGGAUCCAAAGAUCGCCGUCUCCGCCGUCCAGUUGCCGUCCUUCUCCGUUGCCAACGGCACCGUUAAUUUCACUUUCUCUCAGUACGUCUCUGUUAGAAACCCUAACAAAGCCUCUUUCUCUCACUAUGACAGCUCACUCCAGCUCCUCUACUCUGGUUCCCAAAUUGGAUUCAUGUUCAUUCCUGCCGGGAAAAUCGACUCCGGCCAGACGCAGUACAUGGCAGCGACCUUCUCCGUCCAGUCAUUCCCCUUGGCCGCUCCGGCCACUGCCAUCGGAGCGGGACCGACUUACUCGGAGGGAAUGAACGGGUACAGAAUCGGACCGACACUGGAGAUUGAAUCGAAGAUGGAUAUGGCCGGUAGGGUUAGGGUAUUGCACUUCUUCACUCACCAUGUGGAGGCCACAUUGAGUUGCAGAGUCGCCAUUGCUGUAAGUGAUGGAUCUGUGUUAGGUUUCCACUGCUAAUUCUUCUUCUUCUUGUUUAGCUCCGGAAAAUUUGGUCAGUUAAGUGUUUAAAUUCUCAUACUCAAAGUGAAAAGAAAAAAAAAAAACUCCAAAAAGAUUUUGAGCUCUCUCCCACGAGUCAUCUGUGGAAUUGAAUUGUAGAGUGAUCUGAUCUUAGAUUUUGCUUUGGCUUAAGCUCUGUUUCUGCACUGAAAUUCAUCAGAAAUCUCUUCUAUUUUUGUGGAUUCGUGAGUUUUUUUUAGGUUAAUUUUGAUUCCUAAGGAUAAAUCUAUGGCCAUAAAGGAAUGUUGAUGUGAACAAAGGAUGAUUGCAAUUGAAACAAAGAACAAAGUGGGAUUGUACUCA
Molecule: messenger RNA, 1068 nt
Organism: Cucurbita pepo subsp. pepo (vegetable marrow)
Lineage: Eukaryota; Viridiplantae; Streptophyta; Magnoliopsida; Cucurbitales; Cucurbitaceae
Product: Late embryogenesis abundant (LEA) hydroxyproline-rich glycoprotein family
Source: RefSeq, a predicted model, not a curated record